AUGAUAAUAUCAGACCUUCCAAGGGAUUUAUUAGAGGAGAUACUAUGUCGUGUUCCGGCCACAAGUCUGAAGCGAUUACGACCUAGUUGCAAACGAUGGAACAGUUUGUUCCACGAUAGGAGAUUCACAAGAAAGCAGUUUGAUAAAGCUGCAAAGCAGUUUCUCAUUCUCAUGUUAAAGGAGUCUAGGGUUUGUUCGAUGAGCGUUAAUCUCCAUGGAGUUCCAUCUGUAGAGGUCACAGGUGAACUUAGCCUAGUCGACCCUCUUUCUAGUUCAUAUGAUCAAUUCGAGAUUAAUCAAGUCUCUCACUACGACGGCUUAUUGUUAUGCACCAACGAAUACAACACUAGGAUCGUGGUUUGGAACCCGUGUACUGGUCAAACCAGGUGGAUCCAGCCCUGUAAUCGUUGCAACCACUACGCUUUUGGAUCCUACCAAGACAACAAAUCCCACGAUCAUAGCUACAAGAUACUGGGAUAUGGUGGUGGCUUCAACAACAAGGAAUUGGCAGUUUGUGAUAUUAACUCUAAUUCAUGGAGGACUCUUGAUAUCACUAGUGACGGCCUCCUACAAUAUGCUGAUUACGGAGCGUCUCUCAAGGGAAAUACUUACUGGUUUGCUUCUGAUGAAGAAGAGAAACAACUCGGCAUGUUUUUAGUCAAUUUUGAUUAUACAACUGAAAGAUUUGGACGUCUACAUCUUCCGUACCAGUGCCCUCGUUAUGAAACUAUAUCUCUAUCCGUUGCUAGCAAAGAUAAGCUUUCGGUGUUAUUACAGCGCGAAGAUACAUCAAGGACAGAGAUAUGGGUGGCAAAUCAAAUUGUUGAAACCAAAGUGGUGUCGUGGAGCAUGGUCUUAGCAGUGGAUAUGAAGCCUAAACUUAAUCUGUGGGAUGGCAUAAGCUUCUUGGUCGAUGAGGAGAAAAAAGUUCUCGUGUGUUGUGAUAAAUACUUCGGAAAAGAUGAUCAUAAAUUCGAAGGCAAAACCUUGGUUCACAUUGUUGGAGAGGACAAUGAAGUUACAGAAGUGGAUUUCGGAGCAGUCAAAUUAGCUUGGCCAUUUUUGUUUAAUUAUGUUCCAAGUUUGAUUCAAAUUCAGCAAGCUGGUGUGGGAGGCAAAAGAAAAAGAGACGAAUAA
Messenger RNA from Microthlaspi erraticum, 1137 nucleotides. The record is from the annotation of a GenBank genome assembly. NCBI's taxonomy places the organism in Eukaryota, Viridiplantae, Streptophyta, Magnoliopsida, Brassicales, Brassicaceae.